Peromyscus eremicus (cactus mouse) is the source of this 1721-nucleotide messenger RNA. RefSeq names its product potassium voltage-gated channel modifier subfamily G member 2 (gene Kcng2). The record is from RefSeq and is a predicted model, not a curated record. Gene Ontology annotation, biological process: protein homooligomerization; potassium ion transmembrane transport. Gene Ontology annotation, molecular function: protein binding; voltage-gated potassium channel activity. Lineage: Eukaryota; Metazoa; Chordata; Mammalia; Rodentia; Cricetidae. Gene Ontology annotation, cellular component: membrane; voltage-gated potassium channel complex. The transcript has 2 exons. Bases 1 to 1449 code for a protein of 482 amino acids.
AUGGCCCGGCUCCCGGGGCACCCGGAGGCCCCCGGCCCGGAGCAUGGCAGUACAGGCCGGGGAAGCCGAGGCGGUCGAGCGGCUCGGGCGCGGCACGUCAUUAUCAACGUCGGGGGUUGCCGGGUGCGGCUGGCCUGGGCCGCGCUGGCCCGCUGUCCCCUGGCACGCCUCGAACGCCUGCGGGCCUGCCGCGGCCACGACGAGCUGCUGCGCGUGUGUGACGACUACGACGUGAGCCGCGACGAGUUCUUCUUCGACCGCAGCCCGUGCGCUUUCCGCGCCAUCGUGGCGCUGCUGCGCGCCGGCAAGCUGAGGCUGCUGCGGGGCCCCUGCGCCCUGGCCUUCCGCGAUGAGCUGGCCUACUGGGGCAUCGACGAGGCGCGGCUGGAGCGCUGCUGCCUGCGCCGCCUGCGCCGUCGUGAGGAAGAGGCCGCCGAGGCGUGCGCCGGGCCACCGGGUCGCGGGCCCCAGGGAAGCCCAGUGCGAGCCCUGGGCACCGGGCGGCUGGAGCGCGGCCGACGGUGCCUGCGCGAUAUGGUGGAGAACCCGCACUCCGGGCUGGCAGGCAAGCUCUUCGCCUAUGUCUCCGUGGCCUUCGUGGCCGUCACAGCCGUCGGCCUGUGCCUGAGCACCAUGCCUGACAUACGAGCAGAAGAGGAACGGGGCGAGUGCUCCGCAAAGUGCCGCAACCUGUUCGUGCUGGAGACGGUGUGCGUGGCCUGGUUCUCCUUCGAGUUCCUGCUGCGCUCCCUGCAAGCCGAGAGCAAGUGCGCCUUCCUGCGGACUCCGCUUGCCAUCAUCGACAUCCUGGCCAUCCUGCCCUUCUACGUGUCGCUGCUCGCGGGGCUGGCGUCAGGGCCCACGGGCAGCAAGAUGCUGGAGCGCGCGGGGCUGGUGCUGCGGCUGCUGCGGGCGCUGCGCGUGCUCUACGUGAUGCGCCUGGCGCGCCACUCGCUGGGACUGCGCUCGCUCGGCCUCACCGUGCGCCGCUGCGCGCCCGAGUUCGGACUGCUGCUGCUCUUCCUCUGCGUGGCCAUGGCGCUCUUCGCGCCGCUCGUGCACCUGGCUGAGCGCGAGCUGGGCGCUCGCCGCGACUUCUCCAGCGUCCCCGCCAGCUACUGGUGGGCCGUCAUCUCCAUGACCACCGUGGGCUAUGGAGACAUGGUGCCGCGCAGCCUGCCGGGCCAGGUGGUGGCGCUGAGCAGCAUCCUCAGCGGCAUCCUCCUCAUGGCCUUCCCUGUCACCUCCAUCUUCCACACCUUCUCGCGCUCCUACUCGGAGCUCAAGGAGCAGCAACAGCGCGCGGCCAGCCCUGAGCCGGUCCUGCGUGAGGACAGCACGCGCGACGACAGCACGCGUUCGGCCAGCGCAACCGAGGACAGCUCGCAGGACCCCGAGAGCGCAGGCGCAGCAGGGAGCUCUCCAGGCCGGGUGGGACCCUCAGCCUAGUGCUCUGCUAAAAGCUUCUGGAGGGUCAAAGCCUCAGAGGACACCAAGCGCCCGCUGACUUGGUCUGGCAUGCCGUUGCAGCCGGCCUGGCACCCCAAGCAACCCCGAGCUUCACGUAGCCUGGAGGAUAUAGCAGCCUGGUCUUUCUUUCCCCUUUUAUUUUCCCUCCAGUUUUAAAUUUUCUAAGGCUAAUUAAAAAUAAUUGAGUCCCAGAAAGUCCAAGUCUGAAGCAAAUGCCAGCCACCCCAGACUAACUUUCGCCUUCCCUUGCU